Branchiostoma belcheri (Belcher's lancelet) is the source of this 1398-nucleotide messenger RNA. RefSeq names its product alpha-N-acetylgalactosaminide alpha-2,6-sialyltransferase 2-like. Lineage: Eukaryota; Metazoa; Chordata; Leptocardii; Amphioxiformes; Branchiostomatidae. The record is from RefSeq and is a predicted model, not a curated record. Gene Ontology annotation, molecular function: sialyltransferase activity. The coding region runs from base 159 to 1331 and encodes 390 amino acids. The transcript is spliced from 8 exons.
UCUCCUUGGCCUGACGCUGAGAAACGCACGAUGUGACAUCUCAACAUCAACCCGGAUGUUCCACGGCUCACGUUACUGCCAAGGUGCGCGUCAGUAGUCACACUUUGGGGAAUAGGAUUAAUGGAGGGCAGCUGACUUCAAACACCUCAGAAUCGAAAAUGCUGUGCAGACUGCUGGCACGAAGGUGGAAGGUACUGUUCGCCGGAUGCCUGUUGCUGAUUGUCAGCGAAUUCCUGCGCUCCGGACAGGACAAAAAUCCGCUCAAACAUAUAAAACUAGAAUUGAACUUCCCAAUCAUUGGCAUGAUAGCAGACAGGAACGCUAACGGUCCUCAACUGGCGCCAAAUGGCGGUGACGUCACCGUGGACCAGGUCUGCGUCCCGGCCGUGACGUCACAGAUUGGUCCACUUUUCCACGUGACCAACAGCAGUGACUCCAAGUUCUCCUUCAGACGAAAUCCCAGAUGGAGCAAGUCUACGUGCACUGAAAGUUUGCAGAGGACAGCCUUUGAGUCGACAGAGUUUGCCCCGAUCUUUCGGCCAGACAUACAGAUGCUGAUCAACUGCAACUUGUUUGAUGUAAGAGAAUACCGGCGGAUGCAGAAGUGGGAAAUACCAUUUGGAUACCACUACUACAUGGGAAACAUUACUUAUGAGGAGGUCCGAGAUGUUCUGAACCUGUUUCCAUCGGACAAUACCAUCUUCAACUUUAGGGGGAGGAGCAGGUCUCAGUGUAUAACCUGUGCUGUGGUUGGCAACGGUGGGAUGUUGAACGGUUCCAGGAUGGGCAUGGAAAUUGACAAGCAUAACUACGUUUUCAGGGUGAAUGAAGCCUAUACGAAAGGCUAUGAGGAAGACGUAGGCAGUAGGACAACACACUACGUGUUCUUCGACCGCUCCCUCCGUUACAUGAAGCCAGAGGACUACCCUGUUAGCCCGAACAUCACGUACAUCUAUGUGCCGUGCAGAAAAGAGGACUUCUCAAACCUGACCGCCAUAGGAAAACGUGUGGGCGAGUUCAAAGUACCACCCGAACACGUUCGAAUCAUCCAUCCCGACUUCAUGCGAUACAUUCACUUUGUGUGGAUGAGAGUGAAGUCGUUUCGCCCCACCACCGGCGCCGUCAUGGCCAUGACAGCCCUCCACGCCUGCGACAAACUCAGCCUGUACGGACUGGGCUACAACAACAAGUACAGCAACCACUACUUCGAUCGGAAGUACAAGAAGUUCAGAGUUUUUCGACUAAGUCAUGAUCACGAGCGGGAGAUCAGACUGUGGGACAGUCUGGACAAGGAAGGCCUCGUGCACUGGUACAGACGAGACGUGUUCUGAGGGCGUCUUGUCUCAGAUACAGUUCAGUACCAAGGACAAGACCAGAAAAGUGGACAGAUGCAAAAAA